GCAAUUUGCGGCGACGAUUUUCCCGGCCGCAUCCAAGCGUUUGCAAGGCGUCACCCCGCGCCGCUCUGAUGGACGACGAAUCAAACGUUCACGUGACAUACGAGGCCGAGGAGCCCUGCGACCCCGUGCUCGCCUGCUUCGAUUCGGGAACGCGUCCCGGAGAAGAUGCCCCGAAAGAUCCUUCCUCGUUCGUGGACCGCCUCUACAACUAUUUGGCGGGUCCCUACCGGCGCGUCCCCGUGGACCGCCCGCUCCAGCGGUCGUCGAGCCCGUACGGCCUGACCUACGAGCAGGCGACGCGGCCCGGCAUCUUCGAGGUCGGGCUCGACGGUCGGCCCGUCGAGGUGGACGAGGAGAUCUUCGUCGACGUCGACGACCUCGACGACGAGGACCUCGGCGUCGUCGUCGCCGAGCGAGAGGUCGAGCCGGACGAACUCGACGAGGCGUCGCCGCUCAAAAAAGGCGAGACCGGCGCCGUGCGCUUCGCGUCUCCGCCGCCGCCCGCGGACGAGCCCUCCGCGGCGACGCCGCCGCCCGCGGACGAGCCCGCCGCGCGCUUGGAAUCCGGGACGACGCCGGCGCUCGGCGACCGGACGCAGGUCCAGGCCUACCUCGACGCGUCGACGCCGGGCAAGUUCGAGGAGCUCGGCGACGAGUCUCGCCCGGCGCGCUUCCCGUCCACCUUCCGCGCCACCGAUUUUGUCAUCGACACGGGCAUCGUCAUGGAGCACCCGGACCUCCUGAACAACAUCUGGAAGAACCCCGGCGAGAUCUGCGACAACGGCUACCUCGAGGCGCAGCACUACAUCUCGGCGACGUCGACGUCGGCGACGGGCGGCUGGAUGGAGUACAUCGAGCAGCUCGUGCUCGGCGGGCCCGCCGCCGUCGUCCGCGAGGACUGCUUCUACAAGUGGCAGCGCGACCCCGUGCGCCGCGUCGUCUUCGAGAUCAACGCGCUGAAGAUGCACGUGGGCAAGAAGCGCGCCGUGGACCUCGUCGCGAACCGCGGCGUGACGAGCGCCGCGGAGCUCUGCGCGCGGCGCGACGACCCGGCGCUCGCGAUCCCGCCACACGUCCGCGCGAACCUCGCGCUCGCGCCCGUCGGCCCGUCGGCGACGCGCAUGGACCGCGAGGAGACGGAGGCGAUCCUCGGCCGCUUCGCGGCGGCGGCGGCGGAGGUCGGCCUCGCGUCGACGGCCGUCGGCUCCUACCGGCGCGGCAAGGUCGGCGGCCACGACCUGGACGUCAUGCUCCACGCGCCCGAGGGCGCGCCGCUCGUCGCCGUCGCGGACUACGAGUUCCACGACCCCGACGGCGCGGGCAUCCGGCUCCUCGCGCGCUUCUUCGCGCGCCUCGCGGCCGUCGACGUCGGCGGCGCGCCCUUCCUCCACCCGCACCAGAACGUCGACGACUUGGUCUCGAAGAUGGGCAAGCAGAAGAUGGAAAUCCGGCACUGUUUCCUCCGGUCGCCGGCCGUGCCGGGCGCGUUCCGCCAGGUCGACUUCUUCCUCUGCCCCACGGAGAUCAUCGCGCACGGGCUCCUCGGCUUCUCCGGGUCGGCGUCCUUUGGCCGGUCGCUCCGCGACUACGUCAACCACGCGCACGAGAACAACUGGGCCGAGGUGCCGGACCGGCGGCCCAUCGUCGGCCGCCGCGGCUGGAACGUGUCGUGCGACGGGAGUCGCGUCGGCUCGCUCAUCGAGGGCCGCGAGCUCCAGGACGGCGAGCACUGGACCUGGUCCCAGAACGGCAUCACCAUCGCCCGCGGCAAGCGCAAGGAGCUCGAGACGACCUACGAGGAGUGCAACAUCAACAUCCGCACGGAGGCCGACGUCUUCCGCUUCUUCCACCUCGACUACCGCGCGCCGCACGAGCGCUGCGCGCAAACCCUCGCCCGAAUGGAGGCGCCUGAGUCGACGGCUCCAGCGCCGGCGCCGGCGCCCGCCGCGGCGCCCGCCGCGCCCGCGCGGAACCCCCUGCUACAUCCGAAGUUCGACCCGGCGCCGAUCGCGGCGCGCGUGCGCGACUUCGGCAACGAGUCGGGCGAGUGGCCGAUCGCCCUGCCGGCUGUGCCCAUCGUGGGCAAGAGCAUCGCCUUGCUCCGCUUCGCUAUCACCGUCACGCUCGUCGCCGGCGGCGUCUCGUCGGUCCAGUGGAAGCCCGGCGACGACAAGCCCGUCGGCGCCUCCGUGUCCUUCAAGAUCCUGAACAACCUCUGGGCUGCGGCCGCGGUCGCGGCCAAGGGCGCGGCGUACGUCGCCGGGCUACGCGCCCUCUCCGUCUUCUCCUGGGCGCCGGGCGACGCCAUGCCCGGCUACUGGCGCCUCGCGAGCCACGACGACGACACGUUCAGCCUCCUCAACCUCGCCUUCAUCGACAACUACGUCAUGUGCAGGGCAGGACAAGAGAGCGAAAUUCCCAACUUCAAAGGCUCAUAUCUCGGCCGUUUUCCACUC
Messenger RNA from Aureococcus anophagefferens, 2456 nucleotides. RefSeq lists its product as hypothetical. Gene Ontology annotation, molecular function: DNA binding; DNA-directed DNA polymerase activity. Gene Ontology annotation, cellular component: nucleus. The transcript has 5 exons. Lineage: Eukaryota; Pelagophyceae; Pelagomonadales; Pelagomonadaceae. The annotation marks the transcript as partial. The record is from RefSeq and is a predicted model, not a curated record. Gene Ontology annotation, biological process: double-strand break repair via nonhomologous end joining.